Molecule: messenger RNA, 3019 nt
Organism: Salvia miltiorrhiza (redroot sage)
Lineage: Eukaryota; Viridiplantae; Streptophyta; Magnoliopsida; Lamiales; Lamiaceae
Product: putative late blight resistance protein homolog R1A-10
Exons: 2
Coding region: 147-2108 (653 amino acids)
Biological process (GO): defense response to other organism
Molecular function (GO): ADP binding
Source: RefSeq, a predicted model, not a curated record
CUCCUCAUUGUUGUGAUAGCUACAAAUAACAAUUUUAUUUUAUUUGAUCAAGGUCAAUACUACACCUGCCUAGCUAUACAGAUUGGAUCAUUGUUGUGAUAGCUACUAAUUUUCCCAUCCUUUGUGAGUGAAAAGAGAUCAGAAAAAUGGCUUACAAUCUUCAACCCCUCAUCACCAUCCUACAACAAAUCUUGAAUCCUGAACAAUCAUGCUGGAUUGUUGAUCACAACAAACCACAACUCGAAUCCCUCCUCCAAAAAGCUGCUUAUCUGCAGCAGAUCCUUGAAAAAUCUUCACUCCCCAAAAACAUAGAAAACUUGGAAAGUCAAAUCAGAGAUGCAGCACAUAGAGCAGAAGAUAUCAUUGAAUCUCAGAUGGUUGAUCAAAUUCUUUCCAGCCCCGAAGGCGAGAGGUUCACUUUUUCCACACCAGAUCUACAACAAGUAAUGCAACUACUUGAUUCCGCAAUGGAACAAGUGGUGAAACUUGCAGAGGAGAAGACAAUGCCGAGUGGUAGUUCAUCGAGUGGUGCUUCUCUGUUGCAAGAUCCGAGUUUGAAGAGCGUCGUGGUGGGAGUUGAUGAAGAUCUGAUGCAGUUGAAGGAUCGGCUGACUGGGAUGCAGAGCAAGCUGGAGAUAGUGCCCAUCGUUGGUAUGGGUGGUAUAGGUAAAACAACUCUUGCUCGAAAACUUUAUGAUGAUCCUUCCAUUGUUAUGCACUUUGAAUAUGCUCGUGCUUGGGCCACAAUUUCACAAGAUUAUAAUAUGAAGGCAAUUCUAUUAAGCCUUCUUCGCUGCAUAAUUGGAAAAGAAUGUGACCAACAUAAUGAAAAGGGAGAUGGUGAGUUAAAAGAUAUCUUGUAUAGGAGCUUGUAUGGUAGAAGAUACAUGAUUGUAUUAGAUGAUAUUUGGAGCACCAAGUUCUGGGAUGAGAUAAGAAUGUACUUCCCAGAUAACAAUAACAGGAGUCGGAUCGUGAUCACCACUAGGGAAUCAGAUGUCGCCAAAUAUGCUGACUCUAAGAGCGUGCAGCAUCAGGUGCAGCUACUAAGCGAGUCUCAAAGUUGGGAUCUACUUCGCCAAAUUGUGUUUGGAGAAGAGGAUUGGCCUCGUGAAUUACAAGGGAUAGGAGAGAAGAUUUCAAGUGAUUGUGGUGGGCUUCCUCUUGCCAUCAGUGUGAUUGGAGGGCUCUUGUCCAAGUUGGAAAGAUCAAAAGAUGUUUGGGAGAAUAUUGGGAACAACGUGAGAGCUGCGAUUGGUGAAUCAGACAAGCAGUUCUCGAAUAUACUAUCCUUAAGCUAUAACCAUUUGCCGCUUCACUUGAAACCAUGUUUCCUAUAUAUGGGAGCUUUCCCUGAAGAUUACGAAAUUAAGGCCUCGAGACUCAUAAAGAUGUGGAUAGGGGAAGGAUUUGUGAAAACAAAUGGAGAAAAAAGUUUGGAUGAAGAGGCAGAGGAUUAUCUAAAGUCACUCGUGGAAAGGAAUCUACUUUCGGUUAAACGUUGUAAUUGGUAUGGAAAACCAAAGAGCUACAACAUCCAUGAUCUUUUGAGAGACGUAUGCAUGAGAAAAGCUGAUGAUGAGAAGUUUCUAUGCGUCAAGAAUGCCCCUGAGGUCACGUUCUCUAACCUGCGUCGUAUGAGUUUUCACACAUCAGAUGGAGUGGAAGUUGAUGAGUAUGCUUCAUCCGAGAUGUCGCUUGCUCGAUCAUGUGUGGUCUAUGAUGCCGCACUGGACUUAUCUCCCAUGUUUGGCAUACUAAGCUUGCUUAGGGUGUUGGAUUUGUUGGCAAUGGUUUUCAGUGAGUUCCCGGAAGAAAUAUUACGACUUGUGAACCUACGCUACUUGGCUAUCGACUGCUAUUCAUUACCUAGCAGUGGAAUAUCAAGAUUGUGUAAUUUGCAAACUUUGAUUGCUACUAAUCUAUCCGACGACUUGGUCCCAGCUGAGCUGUGGGAGAUGUCUGAGUUAAGACAUCUCAUAUUGGAUAUAGAAGGUGAUGAUGAUCACGUGAAAAUAAUAGUUCUGAAGAAGCUGCAGACUCUACGGUGUGUGAAGCUAAGUAGUUCAGAUAUUUGGGUGGUUUCUUGGAAAGAAUUCCAAAUAUAAAAAACUUGGGAAUCUUUUUGUGUGAUGAUGAUCCAUCGUUGAGUGCAGUUGAUCUCACUCAUCUUCACAAACUCGAAACAUUAAGAUUUUGGUCAACAAAAGAUACAUAUUUUGUGAGACUCAACUUUCCUUCAACACUCAGAAAAUUAACUCUUAGCUGGUGUCUAAUAAAUCCGAGAGUCUUGAGGGUUCUAUGUGCACUACCAAAUCUGGAGGUGCUCAAGAUGGGACGCUGUACCUUCAAAACCAAGGAGACGAGUCAAGAGUUAGAAGAAGAAGAAGAAGAAGAAGACGAAGAAGAAGAAGAGUGGGAAAUAGAAGAAGGAGAUGAGUUCAGCUCAUUGCAGUUUCUACAACUCAAUUAUUUAGAUGUGGUGCGUUGGAGAGCUGAUGAAACUAACUUCCCUAGACUCCGACAUCUCAUUUUACGAGGUUGUUAUCAUCUUGAGGAAAUCCCCGCCGGCAUUGGAGAAAUCCCAACCCUCCAAUUAAUCGAGUUAGAAGAGUGCAGCGAUUCUGCAGUGGCCUCAGCCAAACAGAUUCAGGAAGAGCAGCAAUCUGAAUACGGAAACUACGACCUCCAACUUCGUAUCGUCUCAUAUUAGAGAUCGGAGCAACCAAAGUGACUGUUUCGGAUGGAUUCAUCCUCAAAAGUCAGGCUAUAUAUCGAGGAGAGGGUACUUAACGUGUUAUAAACCACAUGUCUCAGCCUAUACUUAACCGAUGUGGAAUGGAUCAUGACACAUUCCUCACGUUCGAGGCCAAGAUCUGCAGUCAUGCAAAGACAUAUUUUGAAUUCAUUUACUUGUAUUAUUUACGAAUUUUCAUCUCUAUGCCAUUUUUAAUUAAAACCUUAUUGUAGUUUUUUAACAAUGAUUUUAUAUUGUGUGGUGUAUACUUUUUAUUUUUUU